AUGUUGAGGAUGAUAACAGUUAGACCAGGUCCAAGUGGAUUUGUAUCAGCUUCAACUGCUGAUGGCUCCAAUCUUACUGCUAUUGUUACAGGCGGUGCAAGCGGCAUUGGUUUGGAGACGGCAAGAGUUUUAGCAAUGAAUGUCAUUAUUGCAGCAGGAAAUAUGGAGGCAGCGAAUGAGGCAAAACAGUAUAUUCUCAAGGACAAUAAAGAUGCUCGCAUCGAUAUUGAGAAACUUGACCUGAGCAAAAUUAGAUCUGUCGAGGCAUUUGCUGAUAGUUUCAAAGCACUUAACCUUCCCUUCAGCAUCCUAAUAAACAAUGCAGGUGUCAUGUUCUGUCCAUUUCAGCUUUCAGAAGAUGGCAUAGAGAUGCAAUUCACGACAAAUCAUAUUGGUCACUUCUAUUUGACUAACCUUCUAAUAGACAAAAUGAAAGAAACAGCAAAAUCUACAGGUAUUCAGGGUAGGAUUGUGAACGUGCCAUCAUUAGUUUACCAGGUCACUUAUAAAGGAGGAAUACAGUUGGAUAAAAUUAAUGACAAGAACAGUCAUCGUGAUGAACGAGCAUAUGGUCAAUCCAAAUUGACCAACUUCUUACAUUCCAAUGAGCUUUCUCGCCGAUUACAGCUUCAAAGACUUGAUAAGUUGUAUGCAGUUCCUGAGAAACUAAACCUGGAAAGAAAUGCCAUUCAUACUUAUGAAAACUGUUACAGAAAUGUACUGUUUGAGUUGAGCUUUACUACUAGUGCAUAA
Capsicum annuum is the source of this 753-nucleotide messenger RNA. RefSeq names its product short-chain dehydrogenase TIC 32 B, chloroplastic-like. The transcript is spliced from 7 exons. The record is from RefSeq and is a predicted model, not a curated record. Bases 1 to 753 code for a protein of 250 amino acids. Lineage: Eukaryota; Viridiplantae; Streptophyta; Magnoliopsida; Solanales; Solanaceae.